AUGCGAGCAAAAGUGUUUGGAAAAAGUCUGGCUGCUAUGUAUGCACGGCCUCCUGUGACGUGCUACACAGAUGCUUGUGAGGCUCCAGUAGCAAUGUGGAAUGGUGCCAUUCCUCUUAAAGAAGUUCGUACAAUGCAAAAGGGUGUACCUGUACGCUCUGUUGUGAAGAGUUAUUCUCAUCCACAAGAAAUAAUGCCAACACGACUCACGUUUAAUGACAUUAAUUCUAUGUAUUGUAUUGGAAAUGAUGAUCUCAUACGAUUUUUCCCAGAAGGAUUAGGUGGGAAAGUUAUGCAGAUGAUGCCUCCAGGGCAUCCUAGAGGUUUUUUGUAUCGUAAGGAAGCUCAUUUACUUAAUUUAUUUAUUGAAAAAGUGGAACAUUGGCAAACGAAACGCUCUGUUUUAAGUUCACUUACAAAUAAUAGACCAGGAUUUAUUGUGGAUGGACAAACUGGAUGUGGAAAAAGUGCACUUAUGUGUCAAGUAGUCCAUUACGCACGAUCUAGAAAUUUACUCACAUUAUAUGUGCCAGAUGCGAAGACAUGGACUCACGGGGAAUGGUGUUGGCCUAGUACGAUAUUACCCGGUUUUUUUGAUGCCCCAGAUGCCGCAAGGUCUUUUCUUCAGUACUUUGCACUUGCCAAUCGAAACCUUCUCACAUCUUGGCGAUUGAAGUGUACACCUAAAGAUCUUCCAGUGGAACAGGGAGAACGACAACCACAAAAUUUAUAUGAACUUUGUGAAUGGGGUCAUCGUGCUGUUGCUCCAGCUUCUAUUGAUCGUCAAAGUGUUUGCAUCAAGUUCCUUAUGGACGAAAUUAGUGCGGAAAAAAAUCUUCCUAUUAUUAUAGUUGUUGAUGGAUGGAAUUUGUUUUCACAUGAGACUCAUUUUCGUUAUCCACAUCCUGAUUUUCUUCGAACGCUUGCAUCUUUAAACGAUGGUUCAACUGAUGUCGAUCUUUAUCCUCAAGAACUUCCUCGUAUCCCCGCCUCUCGUCUAAGUUUCGUCCGUGGUCUUAAUAAGAUGGUUCUUUCCAAAGAUGAGCCGAAUAAAUUCUUUAUUACAUGUACUACUAGGGAUUUUAAACCCUUUGAUGGUAUUAGUGGAUUUCCAGAUGUUGAAACGGAUAAAUAUGCAAACAGUCUAGAUGAAUAUGCACCGUAUGAUGCGGAAAAAGAUUCCUUUUUUCAUCCAAUUAAACUUGGUAAUUUUGAUGAAUACGAACUCCGAUCCUUUGUACGUUUUAUUGUGAAUUCUGGAGAGUUGGCAGGUCUUGGUUGGGGACCACUCUGGCAUGCAUCAAGUGAUUUUGAACGUAAAUUAUACAAGAUAGGAUUUCUUUCAGACCGUAAUCCUCAGGGAGUAAUUGAUCACUAUCAUCAAGAGUUGGUAUGGCGUUGUGAGUACAAACGAACACGCCAGAAGCAGUUUCUACUGCGUCGUAAUGUAGGACAAGCUGGACGCUUGAGAUCGAAGAGUAGCACUAGAUAA
Trypanosoma theileri is the source of this 1491-nucleotide messenger RNA. RefSeq names its product mitochondrial 28S ribosomal protein S29-like protein. The coding region runs from base 1 to 1491 and encodes 496 amino acids. Gene Ontology annotation, molecular function: structural constituent of ribosome. The record is from RefSeq and is a predicted model, not a curated record. Lineage: Eukaryota; Euglenozoa; Kinetoplastea; Trypanosomatida; Trypanosomatidae. Gene Ontology annotation, cellular component: mitochondrial small ribosomal subunit. The transcript has a single exon.